GCAAAACACUUCAUUCAACACUUGCACCACUGAGAAAACGGACAGUAACAAGCAAAUCCCUAUAACUGCAACGUUUACGUGAGAAAAAAGUGAGGGGGAAGGGUGAGGGUUAAAUCAAGUAUAAUUGGAGGGGGCCAGAAAUACUCAAUAUAAACAAUGUGACGUUAGUAUGGAAUAUUCAACUAAUAAAGUCAAUUUGGUAAAACCGUUUGCUAAAUCCACAAUAAUGCAAUCAUGUUUUGCAAUUUAAGAAAAACGUGAUCCCUAAGUCAAUAACAAAAAUAACAAAAUGGAAGAGAAAUUUACUGGCAGACCCAGUUUCACCGAAAGCCGCGGAGAGCCGGAGUCUCAGUUCCAGCCCCUGGACCAGCUCUAACCCUAUCGCAGGCCCUGCCCUCACUGUAAAGGGUUACAGCCCCGGGGCUCGGCCCGUCACUGUGAAAGGUUACAGCCCCUUAUGGCUACAGGCUCUGAGCUGGAGAGAUGGUUCUGGCCUUCAGGCUCCGUUCUUGCUGCUACGUACGGGCUCAAUUUCUGGCAGCGCAGACGUUCAGCAGCUCCUCAAUGAAGAGCCCUGGCAGCUGCUCGGAAAAAGCCUCUAGCCCCGCGGUAUCUCCGGCCAAGCGGCCCCGGCAGGACGGGAUCUUGCAGCCCCUGGAGGAUGGGACCCUCCGGCUCCGUUUCGCGCGGCUCAGCGAGAAUGCGCGGCCCCCGAGCCGGGGCUCGAAGCGGGCGGCCGGGUUCGACCUUUACAGUGCUUACGAUUAUGUGAUCUCUGCUCGGGAUAAAGCUGUUGUGAAGACUGAUAUACAGAUUGCAGUUCCUCCUGGAUUCUAUGGCAGAGUGGCUCCAAGAUCUGGUUUGGCGGCAAAGCACUUCAUCGAUGUUGGAGCUGGUGUUAUUGAUGAGGAUUACAGAGGAAAUGUUGGUGUAGUUCUCUUCAACUUUGGAAACGAAGACUUCAAAGUUAAGAAGGGCGACAGAAUAGCUCAACUGAUUUGUGAACGCAUCUGCUAUCCAGAACUUGAGGAGUUGAAGAGCCUGGAUGAAACUGAACGCGGUGCAGGUGGUUUUGGCUCUACUGGUACAAACUGAACGUGAUGUUCUGCCAAACCAUUUCAGACACUGCCUAAUGUCUCUUCGGAGAAUGUUACAAGCUGUGGAUUCUUCAGGAAACAGCAAAUUGAGAAAUGUAUAGUGAGCUUCUUACAUGCUUUGUGGGUAAUUUCAAGAUCCUGAUCUCGAUAGUGACUACUAUUCUAGUUAUGGACUCUAGCAGUAAAUCAACUGCUCGAAUCAUUAGGUGUAUUUCAUUUUUUAAUAUAUAACAAUAAACCAUUUUGACAUUA
Stegostoma tigrinum is the source of this 1349-nucleotide messenger RNA. Its product is annotated as deoxyuridine 5'-triphosphate nucleotidohydrolase-like. Bases 484 to 1095 code for a protein of 203 amino acids. Gene Ontology annotation, molecular function: magnesium ion binding; dUTP diphosphatase activity. NCBI's taxonomy places the organism in Eukaryota, Metazoa, Chordata, Chondrichthyes, Orectolobiformes, Stegostomatidae. Gene Ontology annotation, biological process: dUMP biosynthetic process; dUTP catabolic process. The record is from RefSeq and is a predicted model, not a curated record. The transcript is spliced from 7 exons.